UGAAGCAGCUUUUCCGUCGAUCUAUGCGAGGUCUAUGGCUCGAACGCCCGGAACGUCCAAACAAGGUUAGACGAGACUCUCCAUGCGUCUUGCCCAGAGAGCCGAAACAAAUGAGUUCCACCACGCUUCGAUCGAGACUGUUUGUUGCCAAAAGGCUGUGUUGUUGUCGGCGGAACUCGUCGACGCGGAAAGACGACGAGGAACGGGUCGAUCGCGCCAGAGAGGAUUCGAUCGACGACCUGGCGGAGCCGACCAAUUGCUGCAUGUCGGGCUGCGCAAAUUGCGUGUGGAUUAGAUACGCGGAGAGAUUGAGUAGCGCGAUGGAGAGAUCCGACGUGGAUCUGCAGAGGACCAUCCUCGAGAAGGUGCAAGAUCCUAACAUGAGGGCGUUCCUGGCGAUGGAACUGCGGUGCCGGAAGCUGACAAAAUAGCGCGAACGUGUCGUUAUGAAUCGCGCGAGAGAGGCAGUCCGACAGAAUACACCCUCGUAGCAUAUAAAACCAGUAGUCGAACAAUUCGCAGGGUGUCCAGUGGUCGGGGAAAAUCUGGAAAACCGGGAAACUGUCAGGGAAUUUUAGAAACCUGGAAAUGUCGGGGAAUUUUACGAUUUGUCUGGAUUUUUUUACAUCGUUUCACAUUUUUCUGAAUAAUUUAAAGUUUAAAAAAAAAUACACACUGUUAUACAUAGAUGGUAUAAUUGCUUUAAUUUAAAUUUUUAUCUUUCUGAAUUCCGGACUUUUGUUUCCCGUGAAAAAUAUUUCCAAGGACUUCGUCAUUUAACGUUUACUUGAUUUACCAUACAGAUGCACGCAAAUUAUGCAUCUUGAAAAGAAUUACACUAAACGGUCGGGGGGGGGGGGGGAGGAAAUUAAUUCCGGCUCCUGGAAAGCCUGAAAAAGUCGGGGAAUUUUUUUCAUUGACUAAACAAUACAUGGUAACACGCCAAUGUGGGUCACAAGGCAAGAU
Molecule: messenger RNA, 966 nt
Organism: Vollenhovia emeryi
Lineage: Eukaryota; Metazoa; Arthropoda; Insecta; Hymenoptera; Formicidae
Exons: 2
Coding region: 24-431 (135 amino acids)
Cellular component (GO): mitochondrion
Source: RefSeq, a predicted model, not a curated record